This is a messenger RNA of Hypoxylon fragiforme, 1432 nucleotides long. RefSeq names its product mitochondrial carrier. Gene Ontology annotation, biological process: mitochondrial L-ornithine transmembrane transport. Gene Ontology annotation, molecular function: L-ornithine transmembrane transporter activity. Bases 252 to 1262 code for a protein of 336 amino acids. The transcript has 2 exons. Lineage: Eukaryota; Fungi; Ascomycota; Sordariomycetes; Xylariales; Hypoxylaceae. The record is from RefSeq and is a predicted model, not a curated record.
AGCCAUUGCUGAGCCUGGGUUUCGUCGCUCCUGUCUACUAUACAUUCUGACCCUGGUAGUACGUACAUGAUUGCCAAAUCUCUCCAGUGCUUCUACAUACAUACCUAGUACAUACCUAGGUAACUAGUAGUGCUCAUCUUCUAUACUCGACAGCUUGAAGUUGAUGAGCGAUUUGGGUAGGUCUAUCAACGAUCGCGAUCGCAUACCUACCUGGGUACCUUAUCCUCCUCUUAAACCUUUGCGCUUGAAAUAUGGCAACUGCCCAACUCCAAGUAGACACCAUGGCGACGAAACCCUCGCAAACUCUUCAUAACAAACACGCAAAAUCUGCUGCAAUGGAGGCUAUAGAGGAUAUUGUUUACGGCUCUUUUGCUGGCAUCGUGGGUAAAUACAUAGAGUAUCCUUUCGACACUGUCAAGGUUAGGUUGCAGUCCCAACCUGACCACCUUCCUCUCCGCUAUACCGGUCCGCUCGAUUGUUUUCGGCAAUCCAUCAGAGCCGGUGGAUUCCUGGGGUUAUAUCGUGGAAUAAGUGCACCGCUCUUCGGAGCAGCGGCCGAGACCAGCUGCCUCUUUUUCUUCGAACGAAUUGGUCGCGAAAUCGUUCACUCUUCCGGAUACUGUUCGCGGGAUCGAGUGCUUCCGCUUUCGGCCUUGUUUUUCACUGGCGCCUUUGCAGGGGCCUUCACCUCCUUCGUCCUCACCCCAAUCGAGCUCGUAAAAUGCAAGAUUCAAGUGCCUACGUACACCAAGGCUGAUGGGGCCACGCCUAAGCCUCCUACUAUUCCUUCUGUUAUCCGUAGUGUAUACAAACAUGAGGGCUUGAAAGGCUUUUGGCAUGGGCAGAUGGGUACGUUCCUUCGGGAAUCCGGCGGCAGCGCAGCUUGGUUUGGCUCCAAGGAGACUGUGACGAAGAUGUUCUACCUCUGGAAUGAACGAUCUACUACAUCGCAACUGGAAAAGGAUGCCCUUGCUACAGAAGCAUUACCAUUGUGGCAACAAGCCGUAGCCGGUGCAUCCGCUGGCGUGUCCUACAAUUUCUUGUUUUUCCCAGCUGACACGGUCAAAUCUCGCAUGCAAACCGCGCCUGUAGGUGGUUCGGGCCAGAACAAAACUUUUUGGCAGGAAGGCAAGGCUCUAUGGAAUCAGCACGGUUUACGAGGGCUCUAUCGCGGAUGCGGGAUUACUGUGUUGCGGUCGGCACCCAGUUCGGCCUUCAUCUUCAUCGUUUUUGACGGCUUGAAGCAGUAUCUGCCCCUGUGAAUUGGUGUUGAACAUUUAGCCGAAUCUUUUUUUUCUUGGGGGAGAGGGUCGUAUGCGAUGGACGCUGAUAAGAUAGAUGGGUAUAGACGGCUUAAAUAUGAAGAGGAACGGCGUUUGGGCUGAUCAGUUAUAGAAGAUGAAUGUAACCUAGGGUAUUGAGUACGGCAUGA